Babjeviella inositovora NRRL Y-12698 is the source of this 659-nucleotide messenger RNA. RefSeq lists its product as uncharacterized. The annotation marks the transcript as partial. Lineage: Eukaryota; Fungi; Ascomycota; Pichiomycetes; Serinales. The record is from RefSeq and is a predicted model, not a curated record. The transcript has a single exon.
AUGAACUUCGGCCACCUCUCUCUUCUGUUCAAGGUUCCUAUUUUCCCCAGUUAUGACCCCGUGAGUCACGAAAACUUCUACUCGGUGAGGAAAAUAACAAGAUAUGUCAAGGAUAUCCUCCCAAUCCAUUCGCAUAACGAUUACACGAGGAGUAUUCCGUUAUUUUAUGCCGUUAAAAAUGGAUGUAAGAGCUUUGAGGCGGACGUUUGGCUCAGGGAUGAGAGACGGAGCCGGCCAGACUCAGACUAUGUGGCUCUCCUUUCAGGAAAACCUCCUGCUGUCCACACUAGCCUAGGAGAUGGCCAAGAGUUGUAUGUGGGUCACCACAGCACCAACUUGAACAAGUAUGAGACGUUGGAUUCGCUCUAUUUGGAUCAUUUGAUGUAUAUGUUGGACGAAAUGAAUGUGGACGGCAAUGACACGGAGAGACAAAGAGGUAUCUACGUGAACCUUCCACAAGAAACGGUUUUUCUCGUUGUCGAUUUCAAGACCCACGCCAACCCCACUUUUGGUGUUUUGAGAGAAAAGUUACAGCGCUUUAUCACGAAGGGAUAUUUGAGCUAUUAUGAUUUUACCAGCGAUACGUUCGUGGAAGGUCCCUUGACGGUGAUCAUCUCGGGGUUCACCCCUAGCACGGAUUUCCUUGAAUACCGCGCGAA